CUCUCUGCGGACCUGUAAUCCAUACAAGGGAUCAAAGCUACAUAUAUAUAUAAACUCCCUGAUUCUGUGUGGGUUCAAACACAUUUCAAAGCGCCAGUAUCCUGAAAGGUAUUGCUUCGGCUUCCUGAAGUUCGAAAUUCAGCUCCUGGUUCGUGAUGAUCCGCCUUGGAUCCAAGAGGCAAAUAAGAGAACGUCAUCAUUACAGGAACAGGUCCUGGUCGGUGAUGGUCUCAUUCCUGUUUGUCGCUGGCUUCGGGGGCCCUGCUGCUGGUCUCGCUGAAGCUUUGCAAGUGACCCAGCCAAGAGUGGUCUUGGCCAGCAUGAAAGGAGUUGCCAGCCUGGCUUGUGAAUACGAAUUCACUGGCAAAGCCAAGGAGAUCCGUGUGACCUUGAUCCGGCAGACGGGGAACGAGUUCCACGAAGUCUGCGCCUCGUCCUUCACGACUGAGUACGAGCCGUUCGUUUCAACUGAGGACAUCGAGUGUCACGUCCAACCCAGCGAAAACAAUGUGACUCUCACUUUGAUGGGGCUGAAGGCCACAGACACUGGCCUGUACGUCUGUCGAGUGGAACUCAUGUACCCUCCACCCUACUAUAUGGGCUUGGGAAAUGGAACCCAAAUCUAUGUCGUCGAACCAGAGCCCUGCCCAGACAGUGACUUCCUGCUAUGGAUCCUAGCUGCAGUCAGCUCAGGAUUGUUUAUUUACAGUUUUCUCAUCACCAUGGUGGCCUUGAGUAAAAUGAUAAAGAAAAGGAGCCUUCUGACUACAGGUGUCUAUGUAAAAAUGCCACCGCCGGAACCGGAACACGAGAAACAAUUCCAGCCCUAUUUCAUCCCCAUCAACUGAAGCUCAAGCGGCAGGGCGGGAGACAGGGGCCGUUGGUUCGCGGCAGGAAAAUCUGAAGUCUCCAUUUUGACAUCUCUUUUUGUUUUUGCUUCCUUUUCCAACAAAUUCUCUCCGAUACAAAGCUGGAUAAAGAACUCUAACUAGCUGUACUAGAAAUCCUAAGCAGAAAGCCAGCUGGCUAGAGGUGGGGGCGUUUUUGACACUUCAAAGACAGAUUUGGUGAGGACCUGGUCUGGCUGUUACAUGAAGAUAUCAUGACCUAAGAGUGGUUGAGGGGAGGAAGGGUGAUGUACC
Ornithorhynchus anatinus (platypus) is the source of this 1142-nucleotide messenger RNA. It is a transcript of the gene CTLA4, whose product is annotated as cytotoxic T-lymphocyte associated protein 4. The coding region runs from base 156 to 848 and encodes 230 amino acids. The transcript is spliced from 4 exons. The record is from RefSeq and is a predicted model, not a curated record. NCBI's taxonomy places the organism in Eukaryota, Metazoa, Chordata, Mammalia, Monotremata, Ornithorhynchidae. Gene Ontology annotation, biological process: T cell receptor signaling pathway; negative regulation of regulatory T cell differentiation; B cell receptor signaling pathway. Gene Ontology annotation, cellular component: external side of plasma membrane.